UACACUUACUCAGUGUAUAAUCGUGAUAUCAUUGUGUUAGAGACCGUAGACCAUCUACCGGGAAAUUAAUUAGAAUCUAGGGUACAUUUGCUAAGUUGUGAGACCACUUGAUCGAUUGUCACUGGUGGUCAGUCAGACUCGUCCUCGGCAACGACAUGCGACCGCUGUGCAGGUGUUUCCUGAUUGUAAUCAUUGCGACAAUAGUAUGGCUGCUUUUAUCCCUCCAAAGUUUUGAUGAUUAUGUCACCAUGGUUGAUCGUAUAAGAUCUCCAAACCAGCAUCGGUUUUACGUGAGUGAAGUAUCACAGGAACGAACGCCCGCAUAUUUUGAGAGGAAGAAAGUGCAGGAGCGAUGGGAGCGUUCACCGAAUGGCACCCUAGGAGUGAAGACGAUUCUUUACUGGAAUACAAUGUACGCGGAAAAGCGCAAAGACUUUCUGUUUGGUUCUGGAGAUAUUUUUCGAGGGUGUCCAGUGCCACAUUGCUACGCCACACCGGAGAGGAGGUUGAUGAAAACUAUGAACGAUUAUGAUGCUAUUUUAUUUCAUGGCACCGAGAUCAAUGUUAGGGAUUUACCUAGGAAGCGUUUUAACCAUCAGAGGUACAUCUUCUUCUCCUGGGAGGCUCCAGCUUCGAGGGUUAUCCAUGUUCCGCAUUUCGUUUUAACACCAAACUUUUACAACUGGACGAUGUCUUACCGUCUAGACUCCGACAUAAUACGCCCUUACGGUAUAGUUAGAGAUCUUGACACAGAUCAAAUAGUGGCUCCACCCCAAAAUUCAGUGGACGCCGUUCCUUGGAAAGAGCUUACUUUCACCCACGUCAUGCCUGCGGAAUUGGAGUUUAUCAAGGGGAAGACUCGGAUUGCUGCUUGGUUUGUUUCUCACUGCAACACCCCUUCAAAACGUGAAUAUCUAGCAGAAGAGCUUGCAAAAUUCUUCGAGGUGGAUAUCUAUGGUGAAUGCGGUGAUCUGAAAUGUGACAGAGCACACUCUGACGACUGUUACGAUCUGGUCGAAAGCGAUUAUUAUUUCUACUUCUCCUUCGAGAACACCCUCUGCAAGGACUACGUAACCGAGAAGUUCUUCCACCCACUGUCCAAAUACGUAAUUCCAGUGGUGUAUGGUGGUGCUGAUUACACCAAAUUCGCCCCUCCCCACUCCUACAUAAACGUACUGGACUUCAAUUCUAUAUCUGAACUGGCAAAUUUCCUGUUGAAAUUAGCAGAUGAUCCAAUGCGAUAUAGUUCGUAUUUCUGGUGGAAGAAACACUACAGCAUUGAAGAGUCAACAAAGGCGACCCUCUGCAAUUUUUGUGAAAAACUUCACAACUAUGACUUACCAAGAGAAAGUAUCCAUGAUUUUCCCGCGUAUUAUAUCGUGCGUCAAUGCUACUCUCCAGACAAGCUCCCAUGGUACCGCACCGCGCGGUCUGCACCACAAGCUAAUUGAGCAUUGGAAGCUGUAAUUCAUAGACUUAUUGAUACAGUUGUGUAAGAAGACUAUCUGCAUGUUAGGAAUAUUAUUUUUAGGAUGACUUGCUAGUAGGAUUAACUAUACAAAAAAUAGACUAAGGAGAUUCAGGGGUGGGUGGGCCUCUUGCUGAGUUGGCGGGCGAUUGGAGAGACCAAGUAAGAAGAAAAGAAUUUUAGCUCAUAACUAUGGUUAGUUAUGGUGUAAAUGUUUGAAUGUUGCUGCAGACACGUGAUAGACAUUCACAGCCAUAAUCGAUGUGGGAAAAAAUGAAGAGAAAUACUACGACUCCAUGGACACUGACUGCUUGGACUUGUAUCAGAUCUUCAAGCAGUGUUCAUUUGGAAAAUCCAUCGGCAAUCAAUACCAUAUAAUUAAAAUUAUAGUUAACUGACUUAUUGAUAAGUUUAUAUUUUUAAAAUAUCUGCAUUUGCGGGAUAUAAUUAUUUUUACAACAAUUUUCCAAUGCGAAUCAGUAUACGUACAUUAAUAUGUUAAGUUAGAUCAGUGCAACGACUUCAUAGAACUCGACAACUUCUUCGAUUUCAAGUCCUUCAAGACCCCAUUCUAAAAAGACUAUGUGACUGAGAAGUUGUUCCGUCCAAUCUACGUAUUCAGUGGAGUAUGCUCACUGCGUUCAGUAGAAGAGUUGCGGAUAGAAAAAGAUGACCUACCGAAGAAUGCUGUCGACAAUCGCUCAAAGGAUUAGAUGACCAAUCAAGAUUACCCUCGGAAACAUUAAUUUUAACCUGAUACGGCAUUGCAGAGUGACGAAUUUUAUACGAAGAGUUGUGGUCCAUUAGUUUAUUGAUACUUUCACGUAAAUAAAAUAUGAAUUUUCUUAA
Messenger RNA from Diachasmimorpha longicaudata, 2317 nucleotides. Its product is annotated as alpha-(1,3)-fucosyltransferase C-like. Gene Ontology annotation, cellular component: membrane. Gene Ontology annotation, molecular function: fucosyltransferase activity. Lineage: Eukaryota; Metazoa; Arthropoda; Insecta; Hymenoptera; Braconidae. Bases 156 to 1451 code for a protein of 431 amino acids. The record is from RefSeq and is a predicted model, not a curated record. The transcript has 4 exons.